AUGAUGCAGAAAGUUAAGGUGGGAAAGAAUUCUAUGAAGCAGAUCACUUGCCCGGUCUUACGAUACAUUCCACUGAAUAUGUACGUUGACAUACAUGGAUACAAGGCAAUUCCAGACUGGGAAAUCAUGCAUAUGAAUUUGCUGUAUUACUUACUAAUGGUGUUUGCAUUUGUAGCUGCAGAAUAUAAUUACACGGGCAAUACUUAUAUCCAAAAAAUAAGGGACGUCAACGCGUUUGAUCUGGAAGAGUGCAAAGAUGAAUGUAGGAAACGUUUCAAAACGGGGUGGUUCAUCUUUUGGUUCAAGACGGAAGUUCAGCAACUAUCGAAGUGCAUGGAUCAGUGCUACGACUACCACCGCGAGUAUGACGUUCUUUACUGA
Messenger RNA from Cylicocyclus nassatus, 381 nucleotides. Lineage: Eukaryota; Metazoa; Nematoda; Chromadorea; Rhabditida; Strongylidae. The record is from the annotation of a GenBank genome assembly.